Molecule: messenger RNA, 930 nt
Organism: Iphiclides podalirius (scarce swallowtail)
Lineage: Eukaryota; Metazoa; Arthropoda; Insecta; Lepidoptera; Papilionidae
Source: the annotation of a GenBank genome assembly
AUGAAAGUUCUAAAAAAAGCAUCCAUAGUCCGUAACCAGAAAGAUACAGCCCACACUAAAGCAGAAAGAAAUAUUCUGGAAGCUGUUAAGCAUCCUUUUAUAGUUGAAUUAGUAUAUGCUUUCCAAACAGGCGGUAAACUUUAUUUAAUUUUAGAAUAUUUAAGUGGUGGAGAACUUUUUAUGCACUUGGAAAGAGAAGGUAUUUUUCUUGAGGAUACAGCAUGCUUUUAUUUAUCAGAAAUAAUUUUGGCCCUGGAACAUUUACAUAGUUUAGGCAUUAUUUACCGUGACCUUAAACCAGAGAAUGUCCUUUUGGAUGCUCAGGGUCAUGUAAAACUUACUGAUUUUGGGCUAUGCAAAGAACAUAUUCAAGAGGGUAUUGUAACACAUACAUUUUGUGGAACAAUAGAAUACAUGGCCCCAGAAAUUUUAACCAGAAGUGGCCAUGGAAAAGCUGUAGAUUGGUGGAGUUUGGGGGCCUUAAUGUAUGAUAUGCUGAUUGGACAGCCUCCUUUUACUGGUGAUAACCGCACUAAGACAAUAGAGAAAAUACUUAAAGGAAAACUCAUGUUACCUGCAUACCUCACACAAGAUGCACGCGAUUUGAUAAGACGCCUUAUGAAGCGUUCGGAGACUCAACGAUUAGGAGCAUCCGGGGCUGCUGCAGUACGCGGGCACGCAUUCUUCAAACACGUGCAUUGGGAUGAUGUAUUUAAUAGAAGAUUGGAACCUCCAAUGAAACCGAUACUAACGAGUGAAGACGAUGUUUCACAAUUCGACACAAGAUUUACAUUACAAACACCCAUAGAUUCACCAGACGAAUCGACGCUUAGUGAAAGUGCAAAUCUUAUGUUCCAAGGAUUCACAUACGUGGCGCCUUCAGUCAUGGAUGAGAUUCACAAGCCGCGGGUCUACCCAUAUAGCCUAGAA